This is a messenger RNA of Lytechinus pictus (painted urchin), 4625 nucleotides long. Its product is annotated as low-density lipoprotein receptor-related protein 1-like. Gene Ontology annotation, biological process: canonical Wnt signaling pathway. The transcript is spliced from 11 exons. Gene Ontology annotation, molecular function: Wnt-protein binding; Wnt receptor activity; calcium ion binding. The coding region runs from base 303 to 1991 and encodes 562 amino acids. NCBI's taxonomy places the organism in Eukaryota, Metazoa, Echinodermata, Echinoidea, Temnopleuroida, Toxopneustidae. The record is from RefSeq and is a predicted model, not a curated record.
GAUAACAGUAAUAUCGACCGUCUAAUAACGUCAAUUCGACAUGGCUUCGGUUUGCAGGAUUCACUUUCAAACGCAUGAAAUAGUAUACUUACUUUUUAUAAUUGUAGAUAUAAGCAGUGAUUGAUCGCGGGCAAAGGUUUUGUACCUCAUUAUUUCCCCCAGGACCCUCGCGUAUAUCUAGGUCUAUGUAUUUUUUUCUUCUUCCUGUUUAAUCUGUCGCGGUCGCUUUCAACAAGAGACUUGCGAAGGCGUACGCUUUCAAAUCAGGAUCCCGUAGCACAGAGGUAACGAGUGACGUCACAAUGAAGUCGUUUCUUUGCAUCAUCUCUAUGUGCUUCUAUUGUUCAUGUGUUGCGGACAAGGUCUUCUUUGUGGACCAGACCAAUUUCGGAAUAUACCACAGUGAUAUAGAACCGGGAAUGGUCCUGACCGAUCAGAUAUACCAGAGGGCGCUCUUCGAAUAUAUCCACCGACCGGGGGUCAUGACCUAUGACUUCGUGACAAAUAUGGUGGUAUGGGGACAGGUGUCCCCGCAUAAGAUUGGAGGCGAUGUUCUGGACGGUGUGCCAAACAAGGUUGUCAUCAUUCCGGGUGUUAAGCCUUUCUGCAUCACCUUCAACAAUUUUGACCGAAGGAUCUACUGGUUUGGGAACGUCUCUAGAAUCUUGGCAUCAAUCAGACUAGAUGGGACUAAUAAGAUAAGGAUCGAUUACAAUGAUAGGCAUAUAUAUGGACUAAGCGCGGACGGUCAGAUAGGAAAGCUCUAUUUUUCUGAGGGAGAUCGCAUCAUGGAAAUAAAGGUGGAUGGUACAGAUAAAGAGGUCAUUGUUGAUACGGACCUGGCCAAUGUUACUGCUUUCACAAGAAACGCCCAAGAUAACUGUCUAUACUGGAUCAACGGUGGCCAAACAGUCGAGAGGUACAAUUUGGAAACCAACGUGCGUACCGCCCUCGCCAAUAUAUCGAUAUUAAUCGGUUACGCUGAGCACAUAGUCGUUUAUAAUGACGUAAUUUACUGGACAGAUAAUAAACGAGGUGGGAUUGGCCAUCUACACCUGACGGAUCCGACCAAUCAAGACUUCCGGACGAACAUCACAGUGAGUGGGACCGAGCAGAGCUUGGCAGGGAUACUGGAUAUGAAAGUGUUCAUUGGCGAACAUGUCGACUACUGCAGCUCGUCUCCAUGUCAAGAGGGUCUCAUCUGUGUUAGUGACAGAUUCGAAUACAACUGCGUAGCCAACAACACAAGCAACAACAACAACACUAGCAACAGUACUGACAGCAACAAUGCCGGGAGAAAUACAACAUUAAAUAGCGGUGGAUUGAAUCCGUGUGGUUUACGCGGCGAAGACUACCCGUGCGACGCGUUGCGUGGUAUCUGCCAUAACAACAACGGAUCAGCCCUCUGCGACUGUCAAGAGGAAUACGUUCUUGGGCUUGAUGGCGUCAUGUGUUUAGUCCACGCAAACUGCCGGAACUGUGACAAUGGCGAAUGCAUCGAGGCCGACGGCAUCUAUGAAUGCAUCUGCGACAGCGGGUUCAUACUAGCCGGAGAUGAACGCUGUGAAGAUAUAAAUGAAUGCCAAAGUUCUGUUUGUGACCCGGAAUAUGGCGUAUGUGUGAACACGAAAGGAGGAUACUACUGUACCUGUCAGACUGGUUUUAUAACAGUUGGGGACGGAUUCACGUGCCAAGUGGACUGCACCGAAAGUACCUGUCAAAAUAAUGGCACAUGUACGGACAAUCAGUGCUUCUGCCCAGAUGAUAUCGAAGGGAUAUUGUGCGAAACUGUUGAUUUGGAAACGGAUGACGACGACGAUACUGAGACCAACGUGUCCGAUAAUUACGACGACCCAAUCACAUGGCAGCUGCCGAGGAACAUCAUCAUCAUCAUCACCAUAGUCGUUCUCUUAAUCAUCAUCACCAGCAUCGUCAUCGUAGUCGUCUGCUAUAGAUGCAAGAGAAAAGGAAAAAACAAUGAAGCCGCAUAAAGUCAUUCUUCGAUAAAAUUCGGAAUCCUCAGAAGACAUGCAACUACAACCAAAUCGAUGCAGAGUUUUGAGGUUCGAGCCCUGCAUGGAUGACGUUCAAUGUCGGUCACAGAUGCAAGUAUUCAAUACAACUCUGUAAAAGUAAAAUCAAUAACAUACUCACACAUACCACCCAAGUUUGCCAUGUUUCAUUCUCCCCGAAAGAUGGCGCAAUGCAAAGUUUGAAAGUGAUAUCAUCCCAGCUUUGAGGAUAUUAAAAAAAUCAAAUCCCAAUCUGGUGCUUAUCAAACGUGUAAAGAAUUGCAUAACUUACUGACGUAUAACGUAACUGACGUAAUCUGAUCCCCUGUAUUUUCGACACAUUCCAUGCAUAUCCCUAUAUCAUAUGCUAACAUUACUUUCCACACCGAAAAUACCCGAGGCUCCGCGAUCGAGGUGAAGAAUAUUUUUCAGUGAUACAACCAAUUCGCUGCUUCCACUGAUGUAAUUGUAUUUCGUGAUUUCAAGUCCUUUUCACAAUUCUUGAGCCAGCAAAUGAUUUCUCCUAUCCGCUGAAUGGUGGCAUUGAUUGAUAUGUCUUUUAAAUGCACUUCCUUUGGACCGCUGACGGUGUAUUGUUGGAUUGUGACGUCAGUAACCUGGUGCCUAUUUACUAAAACCCGAUUUCACACAAAAAAUUGCAUUAACAGUUUUAAGCUACUGAAAUCAUUCAAUUUGAUUGGCUGAUAGAAAACACGUUACAGAAAUUGCGCAUCUAUUAUCAUACCAAGUCUUUAUGAAACAUGGGACGGACCGGAAGGGACGUAUUGGAAUGUCGUAUAUAAAAAUACAGAUGAUCUCUUUUAUUGAUAUUUGUGCGUGGCUGAAAUCGUGACCGAACUCAAGGGAACUGGGUUGGAGUGGGACGGGCUACUUCACUUGAGUGUAUCAUGAAACUUAGUAAUCGAAAUAGUUAUGUAUACUUUUGUACAGUUUAUAAUAUAUUUAUGCCCAAUCGAUUGAGAUAUUUGUUUUACUUCUCACCUUUAUUGGCACAAUUUUUAACGAUUUGAUGAUGCUAGAAUUCAUUGUGAGCAUUGAAAGACUGAACAACUCGUUGGUUGGAGAGCAUAAGGUCUAUGGUUCGAAUUACACGAGCAUCAUUUGCCAAGAUACUUUGCAUUCUUGCCGCACUCUACCCAGGUGAAAUACAAAGUGGUAGAAUCAAUCCCUUGAAUCGCUGGCGACAUGUGGCAGAUCGGCUACGUAUUUUUAUUAGGUUUUUUUAAUUUAUAUACAGACAUUAAAGCCAUUGCACACAUAACGAAUCUUUGAUUGUACCCUGCAGGAAACAUAUAUAUAAUGUCCACAGUGUGGUCACAGUUUGGAAGACACUGUGAAAUCACUUUCACACUGUUAAAUUUAAACAUUUUAACUCUACAGGCGACUGCACACCUUACGAUUGGUCUGCGACCCGAUUUCAGAAUAAAAUGUAGAAUUUGAUGCUAAUAUUGAGACUUGGAAUAUCUUACUGUGUAAUGUUCUACAUCAUCGUGCGAAUACCUAUGUUCAAAUCUGAGACUAUGCUUUCGUCCUCCUUAGAAUAAAAGCGAAUUUAUAAUCUAGUCAUAAUGACGUCAUAGCAGUCGUCCGAUUAGCUACGAUUUGAAACUAAUUUGGCCUUUACUCGAAAAUAAAGGCUUGUAAUCUUUAAAAAUGGUUAUAUUUGUAUUCUUUCAAUUAAUCUUAACCUCAAAUAAAAUUAAAUGUUCCAUUCAGAUUUUCAGAAAAUGAGCAAAAUGCGAUUUGUCCCAAAAUCAGAUUGCGAACAGUCGUAAGGUGUGCGGUGGCCUUAUGGAUCAUAUUUACACACAGUCUACUAUACGCUGAACGCGCACACUAUAGUGUACAAGUGCAGACAGUGUGUUCACUCCAUAACAUUUGAUCAUUGUAACGGUGUAAAACACAUUCUAUAUUGUUCAUUAUGUGAAUACACUGUGAACAGCCACACUUUUUGGGUGUCCACAGUGUGAAAUUAUCUUAACACUGUUAAAUGUGAUCCUUGUAACAGAGUGAAUCUUAUUUACAUAUAUAUCACCAAUUCACCAUGUGAAUACACUUUGAGCUCAUCGUAUGACACUAGCCGGAUAGUAGACAAUAAUCUGGUCGCAGUGCAGGUAAAUUGCCAGUUCGUCUACUGCCAACUCAUCCACUCACCACAUGGUCUACUUUCAUUCAGUCUAAUGCCAUUUCAUUGAUGAACAUUUCGUCUAACAACCAUUUGGUCCAAUCAUCACUUCGUAUUUCGUCUCAUAACCAUUUUCAUUCACUUAGUCCAAUUAGACCAAAUGGUAUAUGGACUAAAUGGCUAUUGGACCAACUGGUUAUUAUGCAAAAUGGUGAGUGGACGAAUUGGCAAUAGUAGAAAUAGUAGUAGUAGAAGUGGUAGUAGUAGAAGUGGUAGUAGAAGUAGUAAUAGUGGUGGUGGUAUUUUCUGCUCAGCAUAGAUCCAAAGAAAAUCGAUACAAGUUAAUCGGCGUCCAUAUCUGUACUAUUUAUUCCAAUGCAGUUCACACUUUUUUAAAUAUACGUUUUAAAACUUAAAUAUUGAUUAAACUGCAUAUAUACGAUUGUAUAUAAUGAAAUUGCAACAAA